Molecule: messenger RNA, 765 nt
Organism: Symbiodinium necroappetens
Lineage: Eukaryota; Dinophyceae; Suessiales; Symbiodiniaceae
Source: the annotation of a GenBank genome assembly
GCGAUUGGCUUCGCAGUCUUGGGCUACCUGGACCAAAAUCUGACGUCUGUGAUUGUGAACAGGCCUUCCAACGGCCUCUCCAAGCCGCCCGGUUAUCAUCUUGACCUGUUCGUGCGUGGAGCGCUGACUCUGCCCGCCUGUGCUGUGCUCGGCCUGCCGCUUUCUGUGGCCUCGACGGUGCCAAGCAUUACGCAUGUGAUCUCGCUGACCACUUACGACGUGCAGCAAAUGCCAGGUGGGGAGCGCAAGGUGCCUACGAAGGUGGUGGAGAAUCGUCUGACGAACUUCCUCAUCCACAUCCUGGUUGGUUGCGCUCUCUUCUUGGCACCUGCGCUCAAGUUCUUGCCGCGCUCCGUGCUGCAAGGCGUCUUCUUCUACAUGGGCAUUGCGAGCUUGACCGGCAACAACCUCUUCGACCGCUUGAAACUGUGGCUCAUCUGGGACUCCUCCAAGUACCCACAGUACCACUACGUUCGGAAGCUUCCCAUCCAGCGGGUGCACCUCUACACCCUCGUUCAGGUCAUUUGCCUUGCUAUCCUCUACGGCCUCAAGGCCAUCAAGGAGACCUCCGUGGUGUUCCCCUUCUUCAUGGCCUCCUUGGCGAUCAUCCGCAAGGGAAUGCGGUUCAUGUUCACCAAUGAGGAGCUGAAGGAGCUGGAUGGCCUCCCCGGCGUGGAGGAGGAAGAAGAGGAGGAGGCACCGAAGCCGGACCUGCUGAACUUGGACGGCAAGGAUGCCUCGGCUGAGGGCAGCAAGGACGUCUGA